Molecule: messenger RNA, 762 nt
Organism: Mycena indigotica
Lineage: Eukaryota; Fungi; Basidiomycota; Agaricomycetes; Agaricales; Mycenaceae
Exons: 7
Coding region: 1-762 (253 amino acids)
Source: RefSeq, a predicted model, not a curated record
AUGCUCGCUCAGGUCGCAUUCAUCAGCCACAUCUUAUGUGACCUUCCAACAUGGCCCUUGAAGCGACUCCUCCUUCAUAUGCCCCGCUCGAAACCUUCCGUGUUGGCGGCAAAGAGACUCCAAAGAACCGCCCAACUGCGUCAGCGCGUCGAAAACACAUCUCAAGAAGACCUCGGCAUUGAAUAUUUUCCCCCACCGGAGGAGAAGGAGAGGAGAUGGUCGGUCUUCGUCGGAUUUGCCGUCGAAAGGUUCGAGCGCUGGUGCCAAGCCCUUCAACCGGCUCAUUCCGAUCGAGGAAUAGCUGUAAUUAUGCCGCCGUUGGAUGUAAUGAUGGUUUGGCACACCUAUCUUCUGAAUCCUGGAUGGGCAACGGAGGAUGCUCUGCGCGUUUCGGCUCUAAAAGGACUGUGGAAGGCUGGAAAGGCGUUCGCGGCGGCUCUGGGCAUGGGCCUCGGUCAACUCCUGGAUAUUAUUCCCACGAACGAAGACAAUCGAGUACAAGACUGGGUCUCGAUGACAGCAACACCAUUCGACCCCUUCGAAUCCAUGACGAAAUUGCUCGAGAAAACAGUGAUCUGUCCAAAAUGUGAUAGUGUGAACUCUACUCCCUUUCUUUGCGCCGAUGGAACGGGUUUUCUGCAGCUCAAAUUCACCCGCGUCUGCAACAACCCAACGGACGAUUGCUUCUUCAAUAUUACGCACGAUGCGCUCAUCAGGAAACACGGAUUUGGCUACAUCUCUCUGUUUUAUAUAAGCCUGUAG